CGCGCGGGAGCGCAGGCGCACUGUGCCCGCCGUGCUGAACCGCAGCCAUGGAGCAGGCAUCUCCAGACUCUGAACGGCUUUUGCAGCCUGCGACCCUAGAGCCGCUGGGCCACCCUGACGCUGAGCUGGAGUCUGUGGUGGGUGAGGAAGCAGAGGGGGCCCGGGAAGACGGCUCCGGAGACGGCAAGAUGACAGAAAAUAAUUUUUGGUUGAAGAAGAUAGAAAUUAGUGUUUCAGAAGCAGAAAAGCGAACUGGAAGAAAUGCCAUGAACAUGCAAGAAACAUAUACUGCUUACCUCAUUGAAACAAGGUCAGUUGAACAUAUUGAUGGUCAGAGUGUCCUAACAGACUCACUAUGGAGGCGGUAUAGUGAAUUUGAGUUGUUGAGAAACUACCUUUUAGUUUACUAUCCACAUAUUGUCGUGCCACCUCUACCAGAAAAAAGGGCAGAAUUUGUUUGGCAUAAACUCUCUGCUGACAACAUGGAUCCAGAUUUUGUGGAAAGACGACGAAUUGGUCUGGAAAACUUCCUCUUGAGAGUUGCUUCACAUCCCAUCCUUUGUAGAGACAGAAUCUUCUAUUUGUUCUUAACACAGGAAGGUAACUGGAAAGAGACUGUAAAUGAAACUGGAUUUCAGCUGAAGGCAGACUCCAGGUUAAAAGCGCUUAAUGCAACAUUCAGAGUGAAAAACCCAGACAAGAGAUUUACUGAACUAAAACACUACAGUGAUGAACUGCAGUCUGUCAUCUCACAUCUUCUUCGAGUCAGAGCUAGAGUAGCAGAUCGACUGUAUGGUGUAUAUAAAGUACAUGGGAAUUAUGGGAGAGUUUUCAGUGAGUGGAGUGCCAUAGAAAAAGAAAUGGGUGAUGGACUACAGAGUGCUGGUCAUCAUAUGGAUGUGUAUGCAUCUUCUAUUGAUGACAUUUUAGAAGAUGAAGAACAUUAUGCAGAUCAGUUAAAGGAGUAUCUUUUUUAUGCAGAAGCACUGAGGGCUGUGUGCAGGAAACAUGAACUUAUGCAGUAUGACUUGGAAAUGGCUGCUCAGGACUUAGCAUCCAAGAAGCAGCAAUGUGAGGAACUGGCAACUGGGACCGUGAGAACAUUUUCUUUGAAAGGGAUGACUACCAAGCUCUUUGGUCAAGAAACUCCAGAGCAGAGAGAAGCCAGAAUAAAGGUGCUAGAAGAACAAAUAAAUGAAGGAGAGCAACAGCUUAAGUCUAAAAAUCUGGAAGGGAGAGAAUUUGUCAAAAAUGCUUGGGCUGAUAUUGAACGCUUCAAAGAACAAAAGAACCGUGAUUUAAAGGAAGCCCUCAUAAGCUAUGCAGUCAUGCAGAUCAGUAUGUGCAAAAAGCCCAUUCUUCUCUUCCAGAAUGUUUCCCAAUUUCUCUACUUAAUUGUGAGAGAAGUAUCAUGACCAAAAUAUCAAUUACUGAGUCUCCACUCAUCUAAAGUUCCAAAUUUGUAUGCCUCAUUUAUAACUUGUAUUUGAAAAUAUGUACUAACAACAUCACUUUGGUUAUAUGACAUUCUUGGAUAGGGCAGGAAAAUACCAUUCCUAACAGUGAUGUAUGUUUUGGAAAAUAGUUUUAAACAUUAUUUUGGGAAAAUGUGGUUAUGAUAUGGUUUAUUGUGAGAAUAAAUCCUUAAUGUAGCUGAUAUCUGUAGUAGAAGAUAACAAACAUAGAAGCUUAUUUUGGCUAAAAUAAGAAUCUGGGCAAUGGUGGAAAUCUUUCUAAAAUGCUAUUUUAAAAACAAAACCAUGAAACAUUCCAUAGACUCUUUUUCAUAACCUUAGAUCUGCCUGUGUAACUGCUAGUCAGUACCAGUGCUUUACACUUUCCCAGCGAUUUAUUGAGCAAUUUUACAUGCAUUAUCUGAGUAAAUUGUGUAGUAAGAUAGAUUCCCAUGUUUAUGAAAACAUUCCAAGAGAUUUAAAAAAAAAAUCACAUUCAUAUGAACAUUCUUAUGGUUUGAUUUAUCCAAAGUUUAGAUUUUCUGGCUCAGAACCAUCUCUCGCAUAGCCCGUUUCACUUGUAUGACCAGCAGUAGCCGUAGCGAACGAAGAUGUUUUGAAUUGGAAACACCAGACUCACAUAUUACUCAGUGGACCAAGUUCAUAGUUAUGCCUCAAUGAAUUUGAGUUACUUCAUGUUGUAGAUCUUUGGGAGUCACCUAAGAGAAGUUAAAACCAUGACUAGUCAGUCUGCAAGGGCUCAUGAUUGAAUACACUGUAGUUUAGAGUGUUUCUAUCUCUGCUGUUUUCAUCCUAUCAGCUCCUGCUGCUGCUUCAUGUUUAUAAUCUUUUUUCUAAUCUCCUUUUUAAAUCUUGAAAGGUCUGAAAGAUCAGAAAACAAAAGUUUGUAGAGUUGGUUUUGUUUUAUUACUGUAAGACUCAUUAAUAAGCUCCUGUGUUUUCCUGUUUGCUUCUUUUCCUCAGUAGAAUGCAGAUGUGAUAUAAUGGCUCAAAGGACUUCUUCCCCACACUUUGCUUAGGGUGAGGUGGUUGAGGGUGCUAAAAUGUCAUCUCUGAAUGAAACAGAUAUUACUUGUAUAGUAUUACUCAUGUAUCCUAAAAAAUUAUCACAAAUGAGUUUAUUCACAUGAGAUUAAUAAGAGUGUAUGUAACUAUAUUUCUUAGUGUUAUAAUGUUUCAUCAUGUCUUUUUUUCUCCAAGUGAACUGGAAUUUUUUUUUUUUUGCUUUUUAUGGCCACACCCUUGGCAUAUGGAGGUUCCCAGGCUAGAGGUCAAAUCGGAGCUGUAGCCACUGGCCUACACCACAGCCACAGCAGCACAGGAUCUGAGCUGCAUCUGUGACCUGCACCACAGCUUAUGGCAACACUGGAUCUUUAACCCACUGAGCAAGGCCAGGGAUUGAACCCGCAUCCUCAUGGAUCCUAGUUGGGUUCAUUAACUGCUGAGCCACGAAGAGAACUCCCAAAUGGACUGGAUUUUUAUAUUUGCAAAUCUACAGUGCUAUUUUCUUUAGUAACUUAAAAUUAGUUGAGAAGUAAAGAUUAACAUCACCUUUUUUUGGUAACUGGAGAUAACUAUAUAUUUCAAACUAUUUUAUCUCUCUCACUUUUUUUUUUUUUUUUGGUUUUUAGGGCUGCACCUGAGGCAUAUGGAAGUUCCCAGGUUAGGAAUCGAAUCAGAGCUGCAGCUGCCAGCCUCCACCACAGCCACGCCAGAUCCAAGCAGUGUCUGCAGCCUACACCACAGCUCACAGCAGCGCUGGAUCCUUAACCCGUUGAGUGAGGCCAGGGAUCGAACCCACAUCCUCAUGGAUACUAGUCGGGUUCAUUACUGCUUAGCUAUGACAGGAACUCCCCCACAUCCUUUAUUGAAAACUCAACACUGUUACACCUUCCUGUGUGUCUUUUUAGACUUACUAUACAUAUACAAUCAUUUAGAAAAUAUACACUUUUCCUCUUUCCCACAAAAACAGAAUUGGAUUAUACGUGUUAGUGUAUAGUUUUUGUUUUUUCAUUUGCUGUGCUGUGGAUUUUCUUACUGGGAUAGUGCAUAUGAGUUCUAUCUUACCUUUUCUGACAGUGCAUACACCAUUAGUACUACUUUAUCCAGGCAAUCUGAGACAUAGUAAAGAAUUUUUGAGGGGUUUUUUUCUUUUUGUAGUUCAUCAAGGAGGAAAAAAGCUGAAAAGAUUUUUUUUGGUUUGUUUAAAGCCUCAAUAAAUACUGACAUACUUUAAUGUUUGAGUAUUAAAGAAAAUAUUCUUUCUCCAUAAUUUAGCAGUUAUUAGAGAAUAUGUAUCUUGUUUAUUGAAAAUAUGCCUUUAUUCCUACCACUUCCUCAGAUUUUACUGUUAUAUUUUUACAAACAUUCAUUUUUCACCCCAGUUUCAAACAGGCGUUUUUGUUUAAGCAUAUUAGGUCUAUUAUGGCAUAUUAAUUUUUUGCUAAAUAGCCUGACAGAACCAUUGAGAGCGAGUUGAUAAUUUAGUACUUAAUUAAUUUUUAUCAAAAAUUAGUUAUUAGACUAAUAAAUUAAUAAUUUGUUAAUUAGUAUAUAAUUAUUAGAUUCAGUUUUUUCUCUUAUUUCAAAUAUUAUAAAACUUGUUUGGCCGUAAGUAGAAAUGGUAUGAAUAUGUGAUACGAUUAAAUGAGUUUUUCAAAAGAAGUUGUAGGAUUUCUUUCUCUGGUUUGAAGAUAGACUCAUACAAAUGAUUCUGUUACUUUUUUUAAAAAGGUAUUUGACUUACUAGCCGUUGCCAGAAAAGGUAUCAUAUUUGCUUGACUUGUUAUUUAUUCCAAAAAGUAAAACUUAUUUAGCACACCAGUAAGCCAAGUACUUGGGUUUUCAGAAUACUUCCAAAAUCACAUUUUUAAGUUUUUUUGGCUUGUUUUGUUUUUAAAGGGAAUUCAAGUUUGGACCAAUGCUAAGGAAUGCUUUAGCAAGAUGUAAUCCUGUGUAAUGAAUUUCUCUUCAAUCAAAGUGCCCCAAAACAGAAGCACAAGUAGAUAAAAAAAAUUUAAGUUGCUACCCAGCAUAUACAGAAAUAUAUAAGUUGAGUAAAUUCAACUUUCUUUAAUUUGAUUAUAGUUAACGUUAAUAUAGCACAAAAGGAUGUAUUUUAAUGAAGAUUAAGUAGUAUAAUUUGAGGUUUUGGGUACUGGUGCUGAUUCUAAAGUGUUAAUUAGAAAAAACGUACCAACAACUUGUCAGGCUUAUGAAGCAGUGACUGAAUGUCAAGAUGUUAGGUAAUUUCUAGAUGUUUGUUUCAGUGCCACUCUUUCAGAUCUGCUUAUGUAGGGAGUUUUUUUCCUAAAAUUGAAUUCUUAUCUUUAUUCGGUAAAACCCACUAAUCUGUUAUAGGGGGUUAUUUUUUCUUGCCUUAUAGUUGAGCUGUUUGAUUUGACAAAGCUCAGCAGAAACUUAGUGUGAAAUCUAAAAAUUUCUCCCACAUUCAUUAAUGCCCCCGUGACAUUUGCAUACACUAGGAAAUGCCUUCAAUUUGUGUUUUACCAGAAUUUUGAUACUGGUCAAAAAUUUUAUACUGCCAAUAAAGACUCAACUUCUCAGAUAUAUAAUGGAAUACAUUGUUAUGAUCUAGGAAUUGCUAUAUAGAAAAUUUUAAUUGAUUAUGUUACAUACAAGCAUUAAAUUCUCUAAUAAUUCUUAACCUCAGUGAUGAGCCUAAAUUUACUCUGCUUGGCUCUCUACACAUGGCAUUUCAGGGUACAAGAUGUAGCAUUUCAAUGUAUAAGAUAUAUGUAGUGAACGUAGGUGGUAGUAUCUUCAUUAUUCACAUCCUUCUUUUUUAUUGCUUGGCUGUAAUUUUUGUAAAGAUAAAUUAUAUUGGUUUUGUGUGUGUGUUUUGUGAUAUAUGUUCAGAAGCCAAGCACCCUUGGUUUUUUGCUAGCUUUGCAGGACCCUACAUGUGUACUCAUUAUUACUAAUUAUGUAAAAAAAUUUUUUCAGUACUGUUCAGCAUUCGACUUUUUUACAUGUUUAAAAUGUUGCUGAAUUUUUGUGCUGUUUGCCAAACUUAUACAAUAAAUAAAGUAUUGUGUUGAUUUUCA
Sus scrofa (pig) is the source of this 5542-nucleotide messenger RNA. The record is from RefSeq and is a predicted model, not a curated record. Lineage: Eukaryota; Metazoa; Chordata; Mammalia; Artiodactyla; Suidae.